AUGUCUCAAGCCAGCAUAUCCGAUGAAAAGAAAAUGCAGUUGGUAUCAUCAUCAAAUACAACAAUGCCACUGUCUCUCUCUUACUCUCCUGUUGGACUGGGCCAACUUCGUAUCUGGAUACAAUUCAGACAAGCACUAAGGACAAUGGCAACACUAGGUUUUCCAGAGAAGGAACUAGAUACUAUGAAAGAAUUAAUAUUUGGUACUAACCUUUAUCUUUGGAUGACUUGUUUCAUCUCCUUCUUUCAUAUGCUAUUUGAUUUCUUGGCUUUUAAAAAUGACAUUAGUUUUUGGAGGAAAAGAAAAACUACUGUUGGUUUGUCGAGACGAACAGUCAUAUGGAGGUGUUUCAGUUACACUGUAGUUUUCCUAUACUUAAUGGAAGAAGAGACAAGUUUAUUAAUUCAAGUACCAGCUGGCAUAGGUGCCGCUAUUGAAUAUUGGAAAGUUUGGAAAGCUCUUAAGCUGAAAAUAGAAUGGAGUAAUGGCCUUCCUAAAUUAAAAAUUGGACAACAGAUAGCAUUAGAGGAACAAACCGACAGAUAUGACUCGCAAGCUAUGAAAUAUCUAACCUAUGUUCUAAUUCCACUAGUACUUUUAGGAGCUGUAUAUUGUUUAGCAUAUCUUAGUUAUAAAAGCUGGUAUUCCUGGCUUAUACAUAGUCUUGUUAAUGGUGUCUAUGCAUUUGGAUUUAUAUUUAUGUUACCUCAAUUGUUUGUUAAUUAUAAGUUAAAAUCAGUAGCCCAUUUACCUUGGAGAGCAUUCAUGUACAAGGCAUUUAAUACCUUCAUUGAUGAUGUAUUUGCAUUUAUUAUAACAAUGCCAACAUCACAUCGUGUUGCUGUAUUUAGAGAUGAUGUUGUGUUCCUAGUCUAUCUUUAUCAAAGAUGGCUCUAUCCUGUUGAUAAGAACAGAAUUAAUGAGUAUGGUGAGUCAUUUGAACAUAACGAGACACAUGUGGCAGCUGUGAAGAAACAGCAAUAA
Gigantopelta aegis is the source of this 984-nucleotide messenger RNA. Its product is annotated as cleft lip and palate transmembrane protein 1-like protein. Lineage: Eukaryota; Metazoa; Mollusca; Gastropoda; Neomphalida; Peltospiridae. The record is from RefSeq and is a predicted model, not a curated record. Gene Ontology annotation, cellular component: endomembrane system; membrane.